Aphidius gifuensis is the source of this 657-nucleotide messenger RNA. RefSeq lists its product as uncharacterized. Gene Ontology annotation, biological process: transcription initiation at RNA polymerase III promoter. The transcript has 3 exons. Lineage: Eukaryota; Metazoa; Arthropoda; Insecta; Hymenoptera; Braconidae. Gene Ontology annotation, cellular component: RNA polymerase III complex. Bases 121 to 657 code for a protein of 178 amino acids. Gene Ontology annotation, molecular function: nucleotide binding. The record is from RefSeq and is a predicted model, not a curated record.
GCAAGUGCAAGUAGACUGCAGCAGACUGCAGUAGUUAUCAACGACACGUGCACAAAUUAAUUAUUGUAACCUUUAUUUUUCAAUUUUUAUAUUUAAAACAAGACUAAAAAUUUUUUAACAAUGAAGUUAAUUAUGGAUAAACAAAGUCGCAUAGCAAAUUUUAAAAUUAUUGAGCCCUCGGAAGAUAUUGAAACAAUAGAUGCUGAUGAUGAUGUUAGAUUAACAUUAAAAGAAUAUGAAAAAUAUAAAAGUCUUAUAGGAAGACCAUGUGAACAUCAAAUAAGUUCAAAAACUUUGAAGAAUUUUGCUAUAAAAGUUAAAAAUUCUAAAUUGACAAAACUUGAAAAACUACUGAUUAUUAAUAUAGCACCAGAAUCAUUAUCUGAAAUGCAAUGUCUUGUAGAAAAUUUAUCAGAUCGUUUCUCAGAGUCAGAGAUUAAUGAACUUUUGGAAAUUGUUAAAUAUUAUCUUAUCAAGUAUUCAUUAAUAGGUGGAAUUACAAAUACAAUAUUUUUAAUGAAAAAUAAAAUUAAACGUAAAUUAUCAUCAGUGAAAAAUAAUGUUAAUAAUAAAAUAUUAUUAGUCAAAGAUAAAACGACUAAAAUACUGAACAAAACUAAAAUAAAAAAAUCAUCAUAUGCUUAUUGUAAUCUUUGA